This is a messenger RNA of Ostrea edulis (European flat oyster), 8086 nucleotides long. RefSeq names its product hillarin-like. The transcript is spliced from 7 exons. The coding region runs from base 769 to 3294 and encodes 841 amino acids. Lineage: Eukaryota; Metazoa; Mollusca; Bivalvia; Ostreida; Ostreidae. The record is from RefSeq and is a predicted model, not a curated record.
GGAACCACAUCCUUAUAGGCUGUAUAUUUGCUGAUGCAUAUACGUUUUUCAUUCACAUAAAACAUUAAUUGCUCAAAAGAGGACAUCGUGUUACGGAAAACAAACUAUAAAUGCAUUAGUAAGAACACCUGUCCCUUCGGCAAUUUGAAACAAAGGAUACGGUGGUUGACUGUCAAACACAAAGGCUUCGAGAGCAUGAGAUCAUCAAAUAGGAUCAAUCGAUUCAUUUCUUUCAACCAAUCCAAAACGAGAUUAGAAAAGCGAGGGCGUAUUCGAUAUGUUUGUAAUGACACCUUUGGUUCGCGUUGUAAUUUGUAGGUACGAGAAUAUUCUAUCCAUGCUUUGCGACGGCCGUUGGGCAGAGGGGAACAAAUUGGUGACCAACGUGGUUUAUCGAUGAAAUAAUCUUUAGCUUCAUUCAUCGACUGAAGCUUAAAGCACGUAACAAUUAGAUGGCCGUUCAGCAUUACACUGUAGCUGUUACCUGGAUUCUGACAUUAACAGGGUGAUGGAUCUGUAUUUGUAUCGAUUGAAUACUAUCGGCAUUUCUUCAUCAAUGACUAAGAUACAAACAUUUACAUACGACGCAUCCGUGUUUUUCCUAAUGAGAAACAUGUUUGUUAUUUUUUUCCUUUUCGUCACAAGCUUAAGAUGUAUUAGCGCAGAGGGAACUGGUUAAAUUUUUCGCCAGCGCGGAGCAUCUUUAUUGCACCCCCUAUGCUUUGAAUAAUAUGCAUUAUUAAUGCUUGGAACGUCUGAGUGAAGGGAAUGGACGAUCAGUACUCCAGCGAUUCAGACGACGGGGAUGGCUUUUAUUCAUCCCAAAAUAAGGACACUUGCUACCGUUGUCAGAAGCGAGUGUACCCCGUAGAACGCGUGGACGUUGGGGUGCUGUUCCAUCGCCGCUGCUUCAGAUGUAGGGUGUGCGGACUUCAGCUUACGUUGCGGACAUUUAGAUGGCAGCCAGAUGGUCAGCCAGCGGAUGUGUAUUGUCAUGGACACCUGCCGAAAAUUGUAGGCAUUAUCAACAAGGACUCUAUGGGCAUCCAGUCCGCCCUCAAUGCACCCAAACUGGGCGUUCAUUUGAAUGAACAGAUCCGAGGGAGCACGUUUAACCCAGGAUGGCAAUAUGACGCCAACGCCCUCGAAUUUUCUCAUCAACGAGAGCUGAACUACCAAAGGAAACAGCGGACUUCAUUCGGAACCUAUCAAGACUUUGAAAGUCUUGGAGUAUUUGACGCACAAACAGAACUGGAACGACGUCAGCAGGAAGAGGAAGACAGAUUGUACAGUCAGUUAACAAUAGAAAGAAGGAAACGGAUCACCUCUUUGGAAUCCGAAAUAAAGCAGGAAAAGGACAAAUCUGUCAAAGAUCUUGUAACCAACUUCGAGAAGAAGAUUGAGAAAACAAAUAAAGAUGGUUUAGAAAAGGAAUCUCAAAAGAUUGAAGAAAUCUAUAAUCGUAAACGGGAGGAAAAAUUGAAGCAUCUACUGGAUAAACUGAGCGAGGAGGAGAAAAUUCGAGUUAGUCAAUUAAUAGAGAAGCAUAGUCAUGAGAUGCUGUUCCUCAUUGCCGAGAAGCUCUGUUUGAGUGAGCUGUCUUCUUCGGAUUCGGAUUGCAGUUCUCCUCCCACAAUAAACUUGUGUCGUCCUCCUCCAAUUGCUCCGCCGGAGUUUAGGAGAUCCGCUUUGUUCAAGAGUCCGGGAGAACUGGAACACAUCGACGAAAAAGUGGUCAAUAUUGCCAAAACUGAUUAUUCUUCAUUUACUGACCUGGUCAAAAAUCUAAUGCAUGGUUGUACGAGUGAUUUGGAGAAAGCUAGAGCGCUAUUCCGGUGGAUUUGUCUAAAGGAUCUGAACAAGAUUGAGAUUGAUGACACGGUGAGUUCCGAGUCUCCUCUCGGUAUCCUCCGUGGAAUCAAACAAGGAACGGAAACUUAUCAUGAUCUCUUCAAAAGACUCUGCAGUUAUGCUGGGUUGUAUUGCGAGAUCAUCAAAGGAUACUCCAAAGGCGCUGGAUACAAACCCGGGAUGAAAUUCGAAGGACCGAGAUUUCGAAAUUCCUGGACGGCGGUGUUUCUGGAGGGAUCAUGGUGCUUCAUCAACUGCAACUGGGGAGCAAGACAUGUGAAAUGCACCAAAAAUACCACGUUUUAUUACCGUUCGGACGAGUUCUACUUCAUCACAGACCCAGAGGAUCACAUUUAUCAGCACUUUCCAGAUAAUCCAAAAUGGCAGCUUCUUGAAUGCCCAGUGACUUUGUCGGAGUUCAUUAACCUGCCGGUGGUAAAAUCACCAUUCUUUAACCAUGGAAUCAAGUUUGCUAACCACUACGAUUGCACUCAGUAUACAAACAAAGGAUUGGUCGUCUUGCAAUUCAAUAUUCCGAACUUACUCGGAUUUGGAUACACGUUUGAGGCCAAGGAUGUCAGUCUUACACCAAAUAAAUUAGAAGGACGGGCAAUGAUUAGGAUUAUUGGACAUAAAGCAAUAUUUACCGUUGCACCUCCUAAAGCUGGGAAAUAUUACUUUACAAUUUAUGUGAAGGAGAAUUGGAACUGCGAAUCUCUUCAGAGUGCAUGCGCAUUUACUGUAAAGUGCAGAGAAAGAAGGGAGCAUAUAAAAAGUCCCUUUCCUAUGGUGCCGUUCUUUGGUCCCACUCCGCUGAUGAGCAAAUUAGACAUUGCUCCACUAACUCACAUUGAUCCGUUAGUUGUUUAUAGCUACGAUGAUGUCUUCCUGCGAUUCAAAGUUCCAAAGAACACCGUCUUAACAUAUACUUGUCAAUACUAUGGGCCUUUUCAAUGCAAUAUUACGGACUUCCAGAGGUACACAUUCUUGUCUAAACGAGAUCAUGAAUCUGUUACUUUUCAGAUCAGAUGCCCUGUAAUGGGGAAAUAUGUGCUAUCUGUUUUUGGUUCUGGAACUACAUCAACAGAUGAAAAUAGUGUACCGGAAAUUCUGUUCCGGUAUCUUAUUGACUGUAAACAACCCGGGAAAGACAAACGGGCACUUCCUCGCGCCUGUCAUCGGUGGCAGGGAAAUUCCCUGAUAGAACCUAUUGUUGGUGACAUUCCUCUCGGUAUAAGGAUGACGUUUAGAGUAUGCGCACCAAAAGCUUUAGACGUUGCUUUGUUGGCUGGUAAUAUUUGGCACCAUUUCCGAGAACUGCCUGACAAUAUGUGGGUUGCCAGUGUUUUCACUGGAACUGAACAAUGCAGAGCCAAAAUAUACGCCAAAUUCUCACAAGAAAAAUGCAGAUUCUCCCCACUUGUUGAAUUUCACAUGAAGUGACGUCAUUUUUAAAAAUCAGUUUGCUGUGGAGACAAUCAUAGCUGUAGUAUUUUUUGAACUUGCAACGUACAAUGCUAUAUAUCUUUUUAAGAAUAUGGCAGCUUUGUUUUUAUAUUUGAAAUAAAUUUUUCAAUGUAUAACCCCCCUCACUUUAACGUUCAGGUGUGAAAGACCAGAAUAGGUAUUGAAGUUUAGAUGAACAAACCAUUUAUUCAACAUUCAUUCAGUAAAUAAAUAUUAUGACGUCAUGAAAUAAAUAAUCAUGAUGAGGUGAAAUAUCAUACCUGUACUCAAAGAACAUUUUUCAAAGUUUUGACAAUAUCAUCAACAAUUCUCACAGCGACAUCAAGCUUUAAAGGUCCAUGUGGAAAAAAUAAAGCAUUGUGAAAACCUUCAGGGUAGUAGGCAAGGUGCACCUCUUCCUCUAUUUGAUUUAAUCGUUCGUAAAACAUAAUACCAUCGUCCCUCACAAAAUCAUAUCCACAAACCAUAAUGUAAGUGUACGGUAAAUUUUCAAGGUGAUCAUCAUCUGCAAGUAACGGCGACACUAAAGGGUCUAGUAUUUUGUUCUUUAUCUUCUCGAAAAGUUCUUCGUCACCGGUAUCCACGGGUUGUUCCAUAUUUUCACGUAUAACUUUGUCCCGCACAUACUUUUUGGGAAGCCACAAUGUUUGAUCCGCAUAUUCAUUUUCUAGUGACUGUUUAAAACUUGGUGACGUGUGAUUGUUGAACCUGAGGUAAUUCAUGUAUUUUGGUUCUAGACCAAGAUAGUUGAUAACAAACAUCAAAGAAUCGGGGUCGUUGAUGCUUCGAUUUAGAUAAAGUGUAUUUUCAUUGAAAGCCGUUGUAUUGAAAUUCACAAACUGAAGAGAAGGAACAAGCAGCAUUUGCAUAGCAAUUUUGGAUUUCAAUCGCAGCGAGAUUGCGGCAGCCAUGUUGCCACCGGCGCUGUCUCCUCCAAUCGCAAUGCGGCUUUUAUCUAUUCUCAUGGUUUUACUGUUCUCUAUGACAUACUCCACAACUUCAUGGCAGUCAUUAAGUGGGAUAGGAAAAGGAAACUGUGGACUUAAUCUGUAACUGAAUAAGAAAAUUCCUCUCUAUAUACAAUAUUUCUUCAUCAACUUUCACAGAAAAAAGGAAAUGAAAAACAUGACGACUAGCUAAAAUUCAGAGUCCGAAAAAUAGAGCAAUUUCUUAAAAAUAUAUUUCUAAACAAUAAAAUUACACGUAUAUUUAUAGAAUAUUUUAAACAUUAUCCUCAAUUACAACUGAGCUGUGAGAAAAAGGUCUUACUUGACUGAUAUUACAACUACUCCGCUAUCAAGUGAUAUUUUUCUCAUCAACGGAUCGUACGAGUCUGUUGAAAAGAUUAAAUCACCAUUGUAAUUUGAAUUUUCGUUUACAUGUAUAUUAAAUACAAAAUAAUCCUUUACCAAGACACAUUUUCAAAACAAAUAAAAUCUUUAUAUAAAAUUUCAAAUUGACCCAACACUAAAUCAUUAUUUUUAAAAAUAAAUCGUUUGAUUACAUGUAUGAAUUUAUAACUUUAUAAGUGAUUUUUUUUUAAAUUUUAACAACGUUCACGUUUCUUACGUACCGACAGACAGCAAGCUCCAGCCACCCCCGUGGAAGUAGAUGAGGACGGGUCGCUCAGGCCUUCCCAAACUACUCACCGGUUCAUAGACUUUCACACGUACCUCUCUAAUGUGUGUGUCGGUUAUCUAACAUGACCCGUGAAAUUGUGUCAGUAUUUAUCAAAUAUUUACACGUCAAAAGUACAUCUGUGUGAAGAUGACACACAUCGUUGAAUUGUAAUAACGAAAAGUUAAAAUGAUAUGGACUACCGCAUACAUGCUAAAUAGUAAAUGAAAUAAAAACUGCAUCUUGAUGCUAACAGGCUUUCAAGUGACUUUUUAUGAAAAAUAAGGGCCUUUUUAUGGCCACAAGUCUUCAUAAAUAAGGGCUAUUCUAAGGAUAUUUUAGGAUUUUUCAGACAAAAAUAAAAGGUAAAACUUCCUAAUCAAUGCAAAAAAACAAAAUCUGUACUCGCCAACAGGUAUAUACAUAAAAUACAAAAGCGAAUGACCAUCAUAGAAGAUCAUACUAGUGGCCAUCAACUUGGGUAUUCAGUAUUUCAAUGUAACCAUAAGAAAGAAAGUGGUACACCAAUCCAUGCUGAUAGCCACUAAUUAGAUUGAUUCAAAACAAUCACUAUCUGAAAGUAAACUAAGGGUUUGAUUUGAUUACUUUUCAACAAGUUUCGCUUUUCGAAUUCAUUUUUUCAAAAUUGUAAAAUUAGGAUUUUCAUGAAAAUAUAAGGGUUUUAUUAGGAUUUUGAAGCUUAAAUAAGGAAAAUAAGGGCCUCUGACAAGAGAAUAAGGAAAAUUACGAAAAUAAGGGCCGCUUGAAAGGCUGUUAACUAUAAUAUACAUGUACAAACAUGUGUGCAUGUAGAUUUUUUCUCUCUCGAAAAUUGAUAUAUAACGAGAUUCGUUGUACUACGAUGGCCCAUUACGGCUAAGUGGUAGUUUUCAAUGAACACUUACAACACAAACUCGAAAUCUUGAAAAUAAAUGAUAGUAACUUGAAAAUGACAGUAAAUGACAUAAAAUCUUGAAAAUUCAAUGAAAUAACUUUUGAUUCAUUAUCUUGAAAAUUCUAUAUUAGAACUUCUCAAAAUAUGCUGAAUUCCUGAAUUUCGGAGAUGCAAGCUGAAUUUUCAAGAUAUUGUGUUUAAUUUCCAAGAUACAUCCUUUAAUUUUCAAGACAGCUCCUCUAAUUUUCAAGAUAUUGUCUUGAAUUUCCAAAAUGAAAGAUUGAAUAAGAAAAUUUUCUAGUUACAUGUAUAUUCGAUUUUUAAGACUUCAUCUUGAUUAAAAUAAUUACUAUUAGAAUGAAUUACAUUUUGAAAAAGCCACAUGAUAACAUGGUAUAUUAAUGAUUCGUGUAACCUUUAUUCUAGGAUCAUACGGCCCCAGUCCCCACGGGAAUCCUGUUACCAUAGUGAGCACGAACCCAUCGGCAAUUUUUCUGACGAGGUCUGAAAAUGGUUCGGUGAUUCGCAAGGACACUAAUACAUUCACCUGAAAGUAUUUUACACAAUUUAACACACUCAACAAUUAUGCUACGACAACGAUAUUGUAAAUGAUUUAUAUUUACUUUCAUUGUGAAGUUAUCGCAAUAUGUAGAGGUAGCUUGAUGCCAAUGACAAUGGUUUAUUUUCAUAAACUGACAUACACUGUAGAGAUAAUAUUACUUAUAUGAUAGAUUAUUACUUCUCGAAUGCCACACGAAUAGAGCAGUCAGAUAAAGCCUUCCUGAUUUCUCAGAUACAAGAGGUUCGGACUCCAUGCGUCACAUUGAUCACAGGAUUCGAUCAGUCAAAGAUACGAACCCGUGGAUUAACAAACACUAAUCUCAACUAAUCCCCUUGACAAACUGUGAUAUUUUGUUGAAAAGAUACUAAAAGAUUUCCAUUGGUUACAUCACCUAUAGAUGAUUGAAUAUUAUUCUGCUAAAUUGCAAUUAUCUUUUCUUUUCUUUUUUAAUUUUUCUUUCUUUUUUGGUUUUUUUUUGGGGGGGUUGGGGUUUGUUUGGGGGGUUUUUUUGUUUUUUGUUUUUGGUUUGUUUAUUUGUUUGUUUUUUUUUGUUUUUUUGUUUGUUUUGUUUUUGGUUUUUGUUUUUUGUUUUUUGCUGCUGAGAACUUUGUUGUAUAAAUUUACAUGGAGGAUAUCAAAAAAUGGCUUUGCGUUUGCAGUACCUAGUGUGAUAGUUAUUUGUAACUAAGGAAAACUUAUUUGUAAUUAAAGUUCUUGAACUAGGUAGUCUAUAAUAUGUAAUUUGUACCGUCAUUCUCCUUUUUUUCUGUCAUUACACUAUCGCAUUUACAUCUGCUAGGUAUCCUUGUAAUAAUUGGACGUUUAUUUUCAGCAAAAUGUAAUUAUUAUGCAUAUUCAAUUUGAUAACUUAUAAUGCUAUAAGAAGUAUGUCUUUCAUGAUAAAGAAUUGAUUGAUUGACACCCUAUCAAGCGAUUUAAACAAUUAUCUUAAUUAAUCAUCGACAAGUCAAUGAAUGCAUCGAAAAUUAGAUAAAUAUUUCGUAUAUAAAUCAUACAGCAUUAAUCAUCACUACUGAAAUGCAUAUUUUGUUGAAGGAAUUAGCUUCAUAAUUGUACGGUUUUUAAAAAAUGUUCGAGUCAAAGACUACUAUUUUUAUAUCCUAUGUAACGUAGAAGUAUUAUAUACUGCUGUUAUCGUCGAGUACAAUCAGUUCCAUGAAGUACAUAUAUAGUACAUGAUUUGAAUGUAAGUAUCUGAGUGUACUAAGACAUACCGUGUGACCGUAAGUCUUCAUCAUUGCGUCCAUCACUUUGACCUUUAACUUUUCUGGUAUGGGUUCCGGGACACGGGCGUCAAGAUAAAAAUACAGGAAAAGCGCUAGGAGCACAACCAAAGGCGGCAAUGGACCACAAAAGUUGUACGCCAUAUUGUUAGUUUGAGAGCCACGUGUGGUCAUCGUAGGACUCGGUUAAAAUAGCACAAAUAAAAGCAUCCUGAUCCGCGCCUUAAUUUGUCCGUCGACAAGGGAGCAGAUUAUAACGAUAACGGUAUAUAGACUAAAAUAAACCAAAUGUCAUCGGUUAUAGUCCAGAUAAGAAAGUACAUUCAGUACUGACAUAGUAAUUAUCCACACUUUUCCACCACCAAUACCACUAUAUACGACAGGAAAACGAUUUUUUAAAUGUACACCACCUAUGUCAUUGUCCCAUCGAAAACUGAAUUGGAGUAUUAC